This is a messenger RNA of Naumovozyma dairenensis CBS 421, 3561 nucleotides long. RefSeq names its product Sip4p (gene SIP4). Gene Ontology annotation, biological process: positive regulation of transcription by RNA polymerase II. Gene Ontology annotation, molecular function: DNA-binding transcription factor activity, RNA polymerase II-specific; zinc ion binding; sequence-specific DNA binding. Bases 1 to 3561 code for a protein of 1186 amino acids. The transcript has a single exon. The record is from RefSeq and is a predicted model, not a curated record. NCBI's taxonomy places the organism in Eukaryota, Fungi, Ascomycota, Saccharomycetes, Saccharomycetales, Saccharomycetaceae.
AUGUCCACCACAUCUAAAACAAAAGAUGGCUCCAUUGUUCCAUCCAAUAGCAGCAGCAGCAGCAGCAGCAGCAGCAGCAACAGCAACAGCAACAGCAACAGCAACAGCAACAGCAACAGCAACAGCAACAGCAACAGCAACAGCAACAGCAACAGCAACAGCAACAGCAACAGCAACAGCAACAGCAACAGCAACAGCAACAGCAACAGCAACAACAGUGUAACUGACACCAAGGAAUCAUCCUCAACUACUACUACCGCCACUUCAAAUUCAAACAAUAAUAAUAUCAAUAUUAACACAGAAAGACCAAAAAAGAAAAGGAAACAAAUAGCAUCCAUAGAUAAACCAAGGAAAAUUCAAGCAUGCGAUAGAUGUAGAUUGAAAAAGAUAAAAUGUGAUGAUUUAAAACCAAGUUGUUCACAAUGUUUAAAAGCUGAUUUCCAAUGCAAAACUACUGAUAAAUUGGCAAGAAGAGGAUUCUCUAGAGGUUAUACUGAAAUGCUUGAGAAGGAAGUAGUUAGAUUACAAAAAUUCAUUCAAGAAAAGGGCUUCCAUGAUCAUGAAAGACAGGAUUUUCAAUAUCAAAGUAAUAGCCCUAUCGCAAUUGAUGAUUCAACAACUUUGCAUAAUGAGAGUAAACAGGACCAUCACGAUGAUAAAGAUGACCCUGAUGAAAUUGAAAUUGAACUUGAAGAUGAAGAUCGAGAUGAAGAUGAUAGGAAACCAUACGGAUUUCCAUUGAUCAAUGAUACUUUUUAUUAUUAUAAUAAUUAUCGCAAUGAUCCCGAGAUUAAUGAUCAAUUCAUGGGACAUUGUACAUGGAAUCUUAUUAUUCAACCAACUACAACUACCAGCACAAUUAAACAUAUUAAUAACAAAUCAACCACCGCAACUUCUUCCUUUUCAUUAGACGCAUUCUUAAUUAAUACAAUGAUUUCUAACUUACAAUUGGAUUCUCAAUAUCUUUUACCAAAAUUCAUUAUAAAAUUAGCAAAUGGUAAUACAAAAACAUUAGAUAGAAUGUUAAAUUGGGCCAUCUUGCAAUUUAAUAAAUCACAUAAUUCAUUAAUGCCAUUCCUUUAUCCUUUCGAAAUGUGGAAAAAAAAAAUAUCUAAACAUUUAAAUUAUAUUUUAAAUUCUCAUGGUAUAAAUAUUAACUUAAUUGAACCACAAACAUUAUUAGCAAUAUUACUUAUUAUACAAUUUAAUUGGUCUUGUAUAGAUCAAGAAAAAUUGUUCCCAAUAUUGAAAAUUGUCGCUAUUGUUUCAAAUCCUAAUAUUAAUAUAUUACAAUUGACAUUAUUGGGUACAUUUUAUUACAUGACAAUCACAGAUGAUUUCGCUUCCUCUCUAUCCCCUUUUUUAUCCCCUUCCAAAUCUAAACAUAUUAAAAACGCUCCAACUGAAUUAUUAAAUCUUUGUUAUUCACAAGUUUUAAAUUUAGCAAUAUUCAUCAAUCGUAAUAAUUUGAAAGUUUAUGGUGACUUAUUUUUAACAACAGAUCAUAACAAUAAAAAUAAAGAAUUAUCUAUUAUAAAUUUUAUCACUUUUUGGAUAUUCCAAUUCUUAGAUUCAUGGUGGAGAUUCAUCCAAGGAUUACCCAAAGUGAAUUUCCUCAUUGAAGAAUUCCAUCCAAGAACAAUAGAAUCAUUAAAUAUACCUUCAUUGAAACCAUUCUCGUUAUUGACUCAAUUAUUUUGUGGAAUAUUUGAUGGCUCAAACUUAUUACAUAUCUUAUCCAAAGGUGGUAGAACAUUAUUAAGAGAAACAUUAUUGAAAUUUAAAGAAAGUUUGGAAAAUUUAAACCUUUAUCAUAAACUGAUUGAUCAUGAAGAAUUUAUGGAUAAUGAUUCAUAUAUAAUAACAAAUAAAUUAUAUUUGGAAAAAUCUGAUCAUAUAGAAAUUCAUUUAACUUUAUAUUAUUUGACUCUCCUUUUAAUUUCCAAUACCAAAUUGAUUCAAAAAAAUUUAGAAGAACAAGAAGGGGAACAUGAUGAAGAAAAAUUAUCUUUAGAAAUAUUAUCAUUGUAUUAUCUUCUAUUAAUUGAUUCCAAUUCAUUUAAUAUUCCUCAAAAUUUUAACAUUUUACAUGUCUUACCAUUGAAUAAUAUCGAAAUCAUUAACCUUUGUUUGAAAAAUUUAAAUACUUGGGCAAUCAAAACUGCAAAUGAUGAUCAUUCCACUAUUACUGAAGUCAAUAAAAGAAUAUCCACUGGUAAUAAUUUAGGACGAGAUAAAUUCAAACAAUUACAAACUUUUUUAAAACAAUGGUGUCAAAUAUGGUAUUUCAAUGAUCGGGAACAAAAUAAUGAAUUCAUGAAAGAAUUAGAGAAAAACUUUAAUUUCAAAUUAUCUCAUAACACAAAACCAACAAAACAAAGUUCUGCUGAUACAACAAACACAGAUAAUGAUAGGUUUUUAAGUUUUAUGAAUUUGAAUAAUUCAGAAUAUAUUGAAUCUAUUAAUAAGAUCAACAAUGCUGAUGAUUCACCUCAAAAUUCUACAUCUAAAGAACCUACCACGGCCCAAGGAAUCAAUACCAUAUCGAACACUAAAUUAUUUGCAAUGCUAAACUCCUUACCUAAUCAUCAUCAUCAUCAUCAUCAUAAUAAUAAUACUAAUAAUAACAAUACUUCAAAUAUAAACGUAGUUGAUCCAUAUAAAAUGAGUUCACAAACUCCUAAAUUAUCUACAUCUGUUAGUAAUUUCUAUCAUUCUGAUCUACACAAUGGUAACAAUAACAAUAAUAAUAAUACAGGUAUGAACUUGUUUGGAACUCAAAUGAACCAAUUCCAAAAGAAUAUCAACAGUACCGUUCUUAACAACAAUAACAAUACUACUACUACUGAUAAUAAUAAUGAAAGUAACGCAAUGCCCCAACAAUCAGGGAUCAAUAAACUUUUCAAUCCAGCUAUGAGUUUCAACAUAUUACAAGAUGACGAGACAGAUGAAGGUUAUGCAGAAGAUAUAGAAUCUGAUGAUAAUGACUACAAGCCAUUAGAAUUCAAGUUUACCACAAAACGCUUAUCAACUACCAGCAACAAUAACGAUAACCCUACUAAGGAUAAUAAUAAUAUUAAUAAUAAUAAUAAUCGUGAUGAAAUAAAAUUGGAUCAAUUUCAAAGUGAUCAUAUCAUAUUAAGCUCUGAAAAUUACACCACAACUGGAUCACCCGUAAUAAAACAAGGUAAAGGUGGAGGCGUAUCCAUUGAAGAAUUAUUAGCCAAUGAAAGUAAUUUACCCUUAACAAGAACUAAUUCAUUAAGAAAUUAUUUACUUGAUAACAAUUUUAGUAGAAUACAUUCUCAAUUAUUAAUAUUGCCACCCCCACCCGCACCGCCUCCAGCACCAGCACCAGAACAUGAACAUGAACAUGAACUGUCGUCCGUACGGCAAUCACAAACAAUAAUAAAUGAUAAUAUUCAACAACAACAACAACCCUCGGGAACAAAUGGGAAGGUGGAUCAUGUUAUACAACGAUCACCUGCUGUUGUUAAUACUCCAAGAAUUGGCAUUCAAAGCUUUUCUAACCUAUUUUCAUUAGAAUCUCCUAAAGGUUAG